This is a messenger RNA of Wyeomyia smithii (pitcher-plant mosquito), 1515 nucleotides long. RefSeq names its product iodotyrosine deiodinase (gene Iyd). Gene Ontology annotation, biological process: regulation of DNA-templated transcription. NCBI's taxonomy places the organism in Eukaryota, Metazoa, Arthropoda, Insecta, Diptera, Culicidae. The transcript is spliced from 3 exons. Gene Ontology annotation, molecular function: DNA-binding transcription factor activity; oxidoreductase activity. The record is from RefSeq and is a predicted model, not a curated record. Bases 490 to 1395 code for a protein of 301 amino acids.
GCUAAGUUGUUGAAGAUUGACGUAGAGCUUGCUCACCCUCACGGCGAGUUUGAUAUAUUUUAAUCCGUUGUACAUAGAUUUAAUGUAUUGCUUAAAUUAAUCCUUUUAUUGUUUACAUAAAACAAUGUUUUCCGCCGAAAACCUCUAUAAACUAUAAGCAAAAAUAAACAACCUUUUUUGCGCAAAUGAUGUUAAUGUGUCUGCCCAGAGGUCAUUUGACUGAAUCGAGUAUUACAAACCGACUGAGUAAAUCCCCUAACAGCAGAGGCAGCAAGACUGCAAUUAAUAUAUAAACGACUCUAAUACUGGUGCCAUUUGUAGCGUGAUAUGUAAUGAACCUACGUAUGCAUAUGAAGGUGUAACUCCUUCACACGACUUGCGAUCGCCAGUUGUUAAGAUCUAGCGGCUACUUGCUGUGCAUUUACGUUAAUGCAGCGCUAGUGUAAAGUGUAAACAGUUUGUGUAGUAAAAACAGUAAUUUCUGCAAAAAUGAGUUUCGUUGACGAAAUAAUUCGCAGUUUCGACACGUCGCUAAUAGUAAACUGUUGGAAAUAUAUUUUUCCGGUAUUAGUGGUUUGCUAUUUAAUUAUUUUUCUCUACGACAAACAUCUUUAUGGUUCAAAAAAAACGAAAGUAGCUCCCGUUGUUGAAUCGAAGCAAAAAAUAGAUGGCAUCGAAUAUGUUGGAGAAAUUGAUUUGUACGAGUUCGAUCCUAUCCCAGUGUUAGAAGAAAAAGAACAUAUUCCAUUCAAGGGGGCUACCGUGACCCUGGACGCCGAUCCUCGGAAAGCUGCCGCGCGUUUUUACGAAAUUGUCAACGACAGACGAAGUGUCCGUUCGUUCAGCACGCGUCCAAUCGAUUCUACUGUCGUUGAGAAAUGCAUACAUGCAGCAGGUUGCAGUCCUAGUGGUGCUCACACCGAACCGUGGACUUUUUGCCUAGUUUCUGAUCAGAAUAUAAAGGAACAAAUACGUGAAAUUAUCGAGGCAGAAGAAUUCGUUAAUUACCAGCAGCGAAUGUCCAAACAGUGGACCACCGAUUUGAAACCCUUACGAACGAAUCACGUGAAACAGUACCUCAGUGACGCACCCUGCUUGGUUCUGAUUUUCAAGCAAACGUAUGGCUUCAAGGCGGAUGGGAGUAAAAAACAACAUUAUUACAACGAAAUUUCAACAUCGAUUGCAGUUGGAAUUCUGCUUUGUGCACUGCAGGCCGCUGGGUUAAGUUCACUCGUAACCACUCCAUUGAAUUGUGGCCCUGCGUUGAGAUCCUUACUCGGUCGACCGACAAAUGAAAAAUUAUUGGUGCUGCUUCCCAUAGGAUAUGCGGCCGAAGAUUGUACCGUACCUGAUCUUAAGCGCAAACCAAUUGAUCGUAUAUUGGUAAAAUACUAAACUGAAAUACAAAUUAAAAAUAAUGUGUCUAAUAAAAUAAUACAUCAAGGUUAUCGAUAUAACACACAUUUUGAUUUGAAUAAAUUGUAAAAUAUAUUGAAACAUGAAAAAACUCUAUAA